This is a messenger RNA of Dovyalis caffra, 522 nucleotides long. The record is from the annotation of a GenBank genome assembly. NCBI's taxonomy places the organism in Eukaryota, Viridiplantae, Streptophyta, Magnoliopsida, Malpighiales, Salicaceae.
AUGGCAUCUCCAUUUGACACGCACAAUUGGGUCAUGCUCGCUUUCUUUGUUGCUCUACUUAUUUACGCCACCGCUUCAGUGGCUGAGGUUAUGCUCCGAGCUCGUGGAUCAAUUUACUAUCUUAUUGUUGGCUACAUCCGCCUCUUUGCUAGCGGCUUUGCCACCAUUUUGCUCCUGGUCAUUCUUGACCCAAUUUUGGGGUGCAUCUUUUCUAUCCUAUGGGUCUGCUUAUAUGCGAGACUCACAUAUGGAUCAUAUAAAGAGUUGUCCGAGUUACUACGCCACACAGCUCAGUUGGGACUCGACUGGCGGACCACGCUACUUGGAAAUUUUAGACAACACAGAAACGAAAACCCAAAUCAAGCUAAUCAACCUCCUCCGUCUGAAGCUAAUCCACCCGCCUUUGCUUGUGUAAGGCUCAACCACUUGGGACGCGGCUUGUGGUCAAAACCAGUUGGAAUUUUUAGAUACCGUAAAGGGGAAGAAACAAAUCAAGCUAAUCUCCUGCCUUCGCCUGUGUAA